Messenger RNA from Phlebotomus papatasi, 631 nucleotides. RefSeq names its product transmembrane protein 208. Gene Ontology annotation, biological process: vacuolar protein processing. Gene Ontology annotation, cellular component: intracellular membrane-bounded organelle. The record is from RefSeq and is a predicted model, not a curated record. Lineage: Eukaryota; Metazoa; Arthropoda; Insecta; Diptera; Psychodidae. The coding region runs from base 51 to 569 and encodes 172 amino acids. The transcript has 4 exons.
GUGCUUCCGGAGGUAUAUACUUUCUCUUGAAGUUCCAACUUCACAGUGACAUGGCACCUCAGCAGAAGGGAAAGCAAGGUACAAAGGGGGCGAAGCAAAUUGUUGAGGAAAAUGCCGCCACCCUCAAGUUCUACAGGAAUAUGGCCUUCAUUUCUCAGUCAGUCUAUAUGGUGGUUAUGAUACUCCUUCCGGACACCUUUACAGGGCUAACUAUUACAAUGUCGAUUAUGACAAUUCUACUUCAUAUUGUAAGCUUGCAAUUUAUGAAGUUCAUGGCCAGGGCUCAGUAUUCAGAGUCUGGUGCUCUUAUCGACAGUGGUACUGAUUUGAACAUGGAAGGGGGGCUCUCAGAGCAUAUCAAAGAUCUCGUAAUUCUAUCUUCCGGAACCCAACUUCUAGCUCUCCUCAGUAACUACUUCUGGCUGCUGUUGCUUCUGGUGCCAGUCCGGGCAGUCUGGCUGCUCUGGGGUUCAGUGAUAAAGCCCUGGAUGGAGCAGAAGAGUGAGCAGCCAGAAGUGGAUGAGAAGAAGCAAAAGAAGAUGGAACGGAAGAUGAGAAGAAUGCGUUAGUGGAUAUUCUUGCAUUUUUACCUGUAAAUACUAAGUUAAUAAAAUACUUGUUGUGAAUUGUA